CAUACUGAAUCCAAGACACAACACAAUACCAGCUACUAGAAAGAAAAUUAACUCUCUCCCAGCUGAAACCAGGACACUGUAGUGGUGCUGGUCUGGCUUCAAGAAAACAUGGCUGAGCUCUGACAAACAUUCACAACUGCUAAAGAUGAUGACAGCAAAUUUUGUCUUUGUCUCCAGAGGGGGAGGUGUUUGCCAUCUGGAAUACCAGACUUAGAUGACCAGAAAGUAGUAAGUUUUCCUUUCAAAAAUGUGUUUCAACAGGAAUACGACAGAAGAAGGGAUGUUAAGAUGAAAUCCUCAUUUAGUAUAGAAUGUUUGCAUUUUAUCUCAUUCUUGUCUUCCAUUAUUAUUAACAAAAGAUUUUAAUUUUGAUUUUUUUUUGCCCGAGGUCUAAGCAGGCUGAGGUCUCUUGAAGUCUUGAACUGUCAGCAACUGUUUAUGAUUUGUAGGGGAAAGGUCAAAUUUAACACCUUUAGCCCUGUCAUCCCACUCAGCCUUGAAAUUAAUAUAACACACCUAUUAUAAAAUUGCAGGCAUUUAAUUCAGGACAGCGGAAACAAAUAUUUUCUAUGCUUCCUCCUUCCCCUCCAACUAAUGCUUCAGUGUAUGAGUCAUUUAAUCUUUAGAAAACUGAAGAUGAACAGACUUAGCUUGGUUUGCCUAUCCCUUUCACACAACCAGGGGGAGCUGGAUUGUUACAUGGUGGCUCAUGUGAAAAUUUUCUUUGAAAGCCUCAGAGUUUUAGGUCAGUAGCCCUUGAAACUUCAGUAAUAGAGUUAACAUCCCCUGUUGUGUGUGAAGCUUUAAGAACUCAUAUGGCUGCUUCUGUUGGCAGGAGGACAGAAAAACCCUCUGAAAGUCAGAGAGUGCACCAAGAAUCCUUCCUGUUAUUCACGUGGGAGCACAUAGCUGUUGCCAGACAUUAUUUCUUUCUUUCAGGAGUGGAAGGUUUUAGCAAGGGUUUUCUUGCCACUUUGGAAAGAACUUGGGAACUACGUGACCUCUGGCAAUGGAGCUGAUGCGAUCAUAAGCAGAAAUAUGUAACUGCAGGUUUGUGGUAUAUGUCCAAAAUCCUUGCGUGAAUAAUGUUGGAAGGGGCUUGUAAUGAGCAUGGGGAGCAAUUAAAACUUUGGAACUUUGGAACCUGAAACACACAUGCUAUUAGGUUUUUGUCCAUGGUAUGUGGCAGAUAAUUGACAAAACAGCUACACAUGCAAUGAAUUACUACAUCUAGUUUCUCUGAUUCCACAGGAGAGAAUGAGUUUCUCAAGUGAUACGUAUCAGAAUAUUUCAAACAAUUAUUUUAGCCUCUGCCAUACUCUGAACACUUUCUAUAAAACCAGUUUUAGUCCAAGAAGAAAUUUCCCAUACGUGGGGCCAUGUGUAGUCUCACAGCCUGUCAGCCACUUUUUCUGCACAUUUUGGAAAGCAGCUACCCUUUUCUGUGCACCCUGGUGAUGUGAGUCUGCAGCUGGUUCUGCACUGAAAUUGGUAACUGCUAAUGCACUCCAGUUACCAGGAAAAUGAGUGUGUAAAUGUAUUCUGAUGUCAGAUACCGUAUCAGAGCAGAUUCCUGGCAUCUAACUAGUCAUCUUGGUGACUAGCAGGAAUGCUAUUUUUACAUACAUAGUAAUAUCAACUUACAAAACUGAUAACAUGGGGGUUAAACACCCUCCAAAACCUAGAAAAUGUGCAGAAUGAAGUGGAAGUGUGAAUGUUUUUAUGUAUAUUUAAGUAGUGUGUAGUAUGAAGGAAACUGAACUGUGACAGACUGGGAGUCCUGACACAAUGUGGGUUGCCCUGCUGAGAGCUCGGCUCUUUUUCAGCUUUAGAAAUGUUACAAAGGAUCAUCACUGAAGUUCAACUGCAGAGGGUUAGAGCAGAGAAAGGCGGUCAAGGGAAAAGAAUGGGACUCCGUGGGAGGUGAGGCAUUCUGCUGAGGGGAAGGUUCAAAAACCUCCGUGAAACCUGUGGUUUUACUCAGGGCUUCAGUUUGGCUGUUUUUCUUUCAGAAACAUUUACUGAGAUUGACUGUAAUGCUCAUUUGUAGUCACUGUUUGGUCAAGAGGAAGCAGUGUUGAUAAACCAAUAAAUGAGAAAGUUCUGUAUUCUGCAAGGUGACUCUGUGUUACCAGUUUGAUUUCCACAGCUUUGAUCCUUGUGUCUGUUUAUGCCCAAGCGAAAUAGGCUUGGGCAUAAAUGCGGUACAGUCUCUGCUCACUUUGACUUGUGGUGGCGUUUAGCCCUUGUUUCACCUACCUGACACACAGGGUUAAGUUGUGACAAUGAGAGUUGCAGUUGAAGGUAAGGUCCUCGAUAUGACCAAACACUGGCAGUUCCAGUUGGAGAGAUUCUUCACACCUUUGGGCACGGUGCUGGUCCUGACUGGCUUCUGAUACCCAGCCAAGUGUACCUACGGUUCCCCUCUGGGUAAGUAAUCACAACAUAUAGGCAGAAGUGUGAAAUGUACCUUGAGGAAAGGCUGUUUGUGAAGGCAGGUGCUCAUUGAUAGAAUCAGCUGCAAAAAAACCCAGCAAUAUAAACCUCAGCAAUGGAACAAGGUAUGUGCAUGAGUGUACAUAUGCUGACUAUGGAAAGGAUGGUAUUUAGAGGGUACAUUUCAGGAUGCAUGAACAGAAAUACACUGGUUUUUAGUUCUUGCCUAUCGUGCGAAAUGACUUAAUCAGUAAGCUGAAACCAGCCCCAAACAAAGCUUUGCUGAACUGGUUAGUAAAAACAACAUUAUGCAAUGUUCCUAAUUGUUUAACAGAGGUAAUCUGGAGUAUCAGUUUUAUUUUAACUAGUUGUAAAUUUUUCUUUAUGGCAAACUGUUUAUUUGAAUGUAUUUUAAAGUCUGAUAAAGAAGGGCAGUAAGGAAAUUAAACAUACUACAACUAAAGGCUUAGAUACUUUUGCUUUUUACAGCUGUGUGUGCACUGGAGUCCUGAUGAAAGCUGAUGGUAUAUUUGAUUUUGUCCAUGCAUCAAAGUUUUUUCAUGGAUUAUAUUGGAAGUAAAACUGCCACUGAUUUGCAUAAUCGGGAUAUUAUUGUUCUGUCAACAAUAGUGCCUUAGUCUAUUCAUUUUCAUGGAUUAAUGCCCAGCAAUGGGAACUUCCUCUUUAACUCGAAGACAAGACAGUAUCAGCUGACAGGCAGAGUCUUGCUGCUUACUGAGAAACAUUCAUGAUCCCUGGUCUUGUCUUGGGUCACGAAUGUCUCCAAGUUUUCUGUAAUGUAUUGCUCAGAUUCACUGCACUGAGGAAAGCAGAAUGGUUUCAGUUCAGUUUCAGUUCAGACUAUUUUACUCAUCAAUCUAAAAAUGAAAAGUAGACAUUUUCUUUCAGCAAAGCAAAGGGUUAAAUUAUUCUUUGCAAAAUUGAAAAGGUAAUUGCAAAAGAAAAGUUUCAAAGGAAUCUAAUGCAAGCUUGAAAUAUAACUGGCACUGGUGUCUAGAAUAAAUUUUCAUACUUUGCAGCUUCUUUAGCUGAAUCCCCUCUUGCCUUCAACUCUCCUCCAAGGCGCUGUUUUAUGGGGUGGAGUAAGCUCUAGACUGAGUCCAGAAUAGGCCCAGGUGCCCCCCUCUCCCCCUAGUUUGCUCAUACCUGAAGAAUUCAUUACAUACUUCAUGAAUUUAAUCUUAAAAUUCAUUAAGAUUAAAUAAAUCUUCAUUCAUUUAUUCAUCUCUGCUUCUUUCUUCCUUGCUAAUUAAUCUUACUGAAGCAUGUUGUGUUAGUUUGGAGGCUUAUGGGACUGAGGUGUUGGUUUUGGUUAUUUACAUCUGCCUUUGCAAUGCACUCGCUCUCUGCUCUGUUGAUUUGCUCACUAGGCUCCUGCCCUUGUUCAAAAUGCUAAUUGAAUGGCUGCUUUAUUGGAUUCCUCUAUUGCCAGAUUGCCCUACAUUGCUGUAUUCUUCGUGGCUUCUUUACAGCUUUCAUAUAGAGAAUACUCUCUAUGGUUCAUUUUUUAUAAUUUUUUGAAGGAAGCUACAAUGUGGGGUAUCCCUGAUAACCAUCCAAGGCAUCUCUAGUGUAAAGAUUGACCUGUAAAGGUUUUGAACUGUGCCAGUUUGCCCCUGUUACCAGCUUUUGAGAUCUAAGCUUUUGCCAUCUGUCAGUGUGCUACAUUAAUUAGUCUGCUUGCUGAGGAAAAUAAUUCAGCGGAGUAGAGCUCUGCAAGAGUUUUUGAUACAAAGAGAAGUUGGUGGUGGGGGUUCUGCUUCCUCUUUUCUGUGUAUGCAAAAGAGGAGAUGCAGUUGACAAAUUUCUAGAAUGUGUGUAACUAUCAGAAGCAGACGUGAAAUUAGAAAUGCGGAAUUAUUUAAACAGUCUUGCCUUGGUGAAUAUUCUGUACCACAGAUAGGCUUAUUUCCUCCUAAACUGUACUGUUAUGUUAAUAUUACAGAAGUAAAUGUAUUUUGCGUUUGGACUGUUAGAAGUUUCCUUUUAUUGUGCUCUCAAUACCUGCAUUGUAGGGAAAUUUUGUUAAUUCGUAGAAUUAUAUAACCUGUAUAAGAAAACCUUGUUCUUUCUACUUCUUGAGGUAGUAAUUAUUAAGGAAUUAGCAUCUCAUGUGAGAUUCCCCAGCUUGAAGAUUACAUAUGUUUGAAAUUCUGUUUUGAGGAUGUUAACCAAGUAUGCAGAGGACUUUUGCUGGUUCUUCACUCAGAGGUGGAUUCCAUGCACAAAAGAACAUUUCUUGCUUUGUUCCUGGCAUCCCUUUUGCCCAGGGAGAAGUUCCUCCAGAUGAUAGUUCCAGAUCAAAGUUUAUUUGAUUCAAGAGGUUCUUUACCAGCCUGGACUCUGAAGAACAGGGUCAGCUGCUCCUUGAAGGAAGCUGGGUAAGAUUUGCUUGUCUUGGUUCUUCUUGUGAGUGAUACUGUACUUUGACCAACCAUCCCAGCUUCAUUUCUAUUCUGUGCUCGGAUACCCCAGCACAACUUUCUGAAGGCAGAAUUUGACCACUCAAUUGGAUUCUACUGAGGGCUGGACUCAUCACUGAGACAUAUUGAACAGAAAAUGAAGAUUUGCUUCUGUGUUUCUGUAAAAAACCAAGAUAAACCUGGAAAGCACAAUGAGACCCCUUACAAAUAUCUAUGUCUUUGCGUGUGUCUUUAUAUUCAUGCUAUGGAAUAAUAUCCAGCCAACUGUGGAAAAUGAAUUUAUUGCAAAUUAUUCAAGCAGUUUGCUAACUAAUGUUCCAAAAAACAUUCCAGUCCAUACUCAUGUAUUAGAUUUAUCACAUAAUAGGAUCUCUGGACUUAGUAUCUCAGAAUUUAUUUAUCUUUCUGACCUUCAAGUAUUAAAUCUUUCUCAUAAUCUAAUUACAGAGCUUGACUUUAGUGUCUUCAUUUUUAAUGAAGAUUUGGAAUACUUAGAUUUAUCUCAUAAUAAUAUUUUGAAAGUUUACUGUCAAAAUCUUGCAUAUCUUAGACAUUUAGAUCUUUCUUUCAAUAAGUUUACUGCCCUGCCCGUCUGUAAGGAAUUUGGGAACAUGUUUCGUUUGGAGUACCUAGGAUUAAGUGCCACAAUGAUACGAAGGUCAGACUUCAGGUAUAUCAUACAUCUGCAGCUGUGCACUGUCUUCCUGACCUUAGAAGACUUUUCUUUGUAUGAGCCUCAGAGUCUGACAGCCUUGAAUACAAGGAGCCUCCACAUUGUUUUUGCAGCAAACCAAAACUUCAGUUUUUCCCUCCUGUACGAUGGAAUGAGCACUUCAGAAAACUUAAGAAUAGUUAACUUAAGAUACACCUUGAGCUACAAAGAUUUCCCCUCCCCUUCUUUAACACUUCUGAAGAAAAUCAAGACAACAGCUCUCAUGCUUGACACUGUGGACUUACAAUGGACUAUCAUUUUGCAAAUUUUCCUGCUUAUUUGGUACUCACCCGUGGAGCAUUUGACUGUGAGAAAUUUGACUUUUCGGGGACCACUGGGGGAGCUGACUGAAUAUGAAUUUCUACCCUUAUUAAGCUCUCUGGAACAAUUAAUCUCUUUGGGUGGCUCCAUGAAGGUGCUAACUUUGGAGCAUGUCCGUAAUAAGGUUUAUUAUUUCAACCAGGAGAUUCUAUACAGACAGUUUUCAGAGAUGAAUAUUGCCAGUUUGACCAUAUAUGAUGCAUAUAUGCCACACAUGCUUUGCCCCAAUAGAACAAGCUCAUUUCAGUAUUUAAAUUUUUCUCACAAUGCCCUGACAGAUGAAUUGUUCCAGAAUUGUGGCACUCUGACAGAUCUGAAAUUACUUAUUUUGCAGAGGAAUAAAUUUGAGAGCCUUUCCAAGGUAAGCUUCAUGACUAGCCGUAUGAAGUCACUGAAAUACCUGGACAUCAGCAGCAACUUGCUGAGUCACGAUGGAGGUGAUGUGCAAUGCCAAUGGGCUGAGUCUCUGACAGAGUUGGACCUGUCCUCAAAUCAGUUGAUGGAUGCCGUGUUUGAGUGCUUGCCAGUCAACAUCAAAAAACUCAACCUCCAAAACAAUCACAUCACCAGUGUCCCCAAGGGAAUGGCUGAGCUGAAAUCCUUGAAAGAGCUGAACCUGGCAUCGAACAGCCUGGCUGACCUGCCGGGGUGCAGUGGCUUUACGUCGCUGGAGUUCCUGAACGUAGAGAUGAAUUCGAUCCUCACCCCAUCUGCCGACUUCUUCCAGAGCUGCCCACGGGUCAGGGAGCUACAAGCCGGGCACAACCCGUUCAAGUGUUCCUGUGAACUGCAAGACUUUAUCCGCCUGGAGAGGCAGUCUGGGGGGAAGCUGUUUGGCUGGCCAGCGGCGUAUGUGUGCGAGUACCCGGAAGACUUGCAAGGAACGCAGCUGAAGGACUUCCACCUGACUGAACUGGCUUGCAACACGGUGCUCUUGCUGGUGACAGCUCUGCUGCUGACGCUGGUGCUGGUGGCUGUCGUGGCCUUUCUGUGCAUCUACUUGGAUGUGCCGUGGUACGUGCGGAUGACGUGGCAGUGGACGCAGACAAAGCGGAGGGCUUGGCACAGCCGCCCCGAAGAGCAGGAGACCAUUCUGCAGUUUCACGCGUUCAUUUCCUACAGCGAGCGCGAUUCGUUGUGGGUGAAGAACGAGCUGAUCCCGAACCUGGAGAAGGGGGAGGGCUGUGUACAACUGUGCCAGCACGAGAGGAACUUUGUCCCCGGCAAGAGCAUUGUGGAGAACAUCAUUAACUGCAUUGAGAAGAGCUACAAGUCGAUCUUUGUGUUGUCUCCCAACUUUGUGCAGAGCGAGUGGUGUCACUAUGAGCUGUACUUUGCCCAUCACAAAUUAUUCAGCGAGAAUUCCAACAGCUUAAUCCUCAUUUUACUGGAGCCGAUCCCUCCGUACAUUAUCCCUGCCAGGUAUCACAAGCUGAAGGCUCUCAUGGCAAAGCGAACCUACCUGGAGUGGCCGAAGGAGAGGAGCAAGCGUCCCCUUUUCUGGGCUAACCUGAGGGCAGCUAUUAGCAUUAACCUGCCAAUAUCCUUUGAAGCAAAUGAGGAGCAGAGUGAUGUUACUUCUCCUAGUAGUGUAAGUCAGUAUGUGAAUAACUGACUUGACUGUCUUGCAGUACAUUGUUAUAAUCAUUUUAUUAUAGUAUUCCUAGUUUGUAGCAAAAUGUAAUUGUGAUAUAUACAGAAAUUGGUAUUGCUCAUUCUAGUCGUGAAAGUAGUCAGAAGUCUUCUGUAGUUGCCCAUCAUCAAUAAAGAGAAGGAGAGGGAAAUGUUCACAGUGACUGCACUUAUUUCUGUGAACUUGGGUUGCCUUUGUUUUGGACUUUGCCCAUUGAAAGCCGUAUUUUAAAGUAACAAAAAUAGUGGUUGGUUCAAUGUCAUCAGGACUGUCAAGGCAUGCAUUUUAUCUUUGUUGUGACAUGGAUGUUGUGGGGUUAAGGUGGUAGGUAUCUGCUUCCUUGGGUUUAAUUAAAUAAUACAAAGAAGAAGAAAACUGUUAUUUAAAUCCCUUCCUGUACAUUGGUAUAGUAGAUGUCAAGGGUACCUUCAGCCUGUUUUCCCUUCCUGGAAGUCUUUCCCUUUGUCACAGACAGAUUUUCCAGGGUAAGAGCUGAAAGUUGGAGCCAUUAAUGCCUGUUUAAUAUUCUUCUUCCUUUGCUGUACUAAACAUUCCUACUUGCCUAGAUUUACCUACCAAGUCAUGAUUUCAUAGAAUUUGCUAUUCCUUGUCUUCAAAAUAAUAUCCGAACUUAUGAAAUAUUGAUACUGUUAUAAUAUUGCUGCUUUCUGCUAUGAUCAUAUCAAGCUAUGUUGGGUUGCUUGUUUUUCCUGUUUUCUAAAGUGUAGAGGCUUGAUGUUUGGAGGUGAAUCCCCUUUUAUCUCCAGACGUUCACUGAACUCUGUUACCUUGCCCUUUUAAUCAGCAGGUGCUGAGGGUCAUCAUGCAAGUGAAAAAGGAGUAAUUUGCAUUGGGAAAUAACUUCUCUGCUAAAAUAAAACUGUUUAAACUAAUGGUAUUUAUUGAUGAGAUCUAAUAAUUUGCUGUGCUUGGAUUUAGUUUGACAAUAUAAUAAACCUCUCAUUUUUUAUGUGUUA
Messenger RNA from Aquila chrysaetos chrysaetos, 8523 nucleotides. RefSeq names its product toll-like receptor 1. Gene Ontology annotation, molecular function: lipopeptide binding; transmembrane signaling receptor activity; Toll-like receptor 2 binding. NCBI's taxonomy places the organism in Eukaryota, Metazoa, Chordata, Aves, Accipitriformes, Accipitridae. The record is from RefSeq and is a predicted model, not a curated record. Gene Ontology annotation, biological process: toll-like receptor signaling pathway; immune response; cellular response to bacterial lipopeptide. The transcript has 3 exons. The coding region runs from base 5072 to 7528 and encodes 818 amino acids. Gene Ontology annotation, cellular component: membrane.